GCGUCGGAGCAGGGCAAAGGCUACCAGCUGUACGCGGGCAAGUCUGCGUUUGGCGGCGGCGUCAAGGAGACGGACGGCAACGAGCCCAUUCCGCAGGACUGGAGGGAGGUUGAGAAUGAAAAGUAUCGGCUGGAGCAGCAGAGGCUGGCCGCAGGCGGGAAAUGA
Molecule: messenger RNA, 165 nt
Organism: Trichoderma citrinoviride
Lineage: Eukaryota; Fungi; Ascomycota; Sordariomycetes; Hypocreales; Hypocreaceae
Exons: 1
Source: RefSeq, a predicted model, not a curated record